Messenger RNA from Mytilus californianus (California mussel), 2187 nucleotides. RefSeq lists its product as uncharacterized. The record is from RefSeq and is a predicted model, not a curated record. Bases 98 to 1666 code for a protein of 522 amino acids. Lineage: Eukaryota; Metazoa; Mollusca; Bivalvia; Mytilida; Mytilidae. The transcript has 10 exons.
GGGAAGAGAAAUAAAUGGUAGAUAUCGUUAUCCUUCGUUUUUUGACCGUCUUGUUGAUAAAUGGGAAAAAGAAAGGAAUGAUAAAAUUCCUACAUUGAUGAAAAAGAUUGAAGGAAUACUAAACGAUCUUAUAGAUAAAAAUCUUAAAUGUGAGGGAUUGAUUGAAAGAAUACUAAUAGAUCUUAAAGAUAAAAAACUUACAAGUGAGGGAAUGAUUGAAAGAGUACUAAUACAUCUUCAAGAUAAAAAUCAUACAGGUGCGAAAAUAAAUGAAAUAAUGCUUAAAUUACUUCAAGGUGCAUAUGAUCAGAUACCUUUUGAAAGAACACGAGAAGAAAAAGAAAAGAAAGAAUAUAUUAGGCAGCUGUUUUUGAUGGUGUUGUUAAUCGUUAUAUUAAAGAAUAUAAGUGGGGAUAUCAAAUGCAGACAAACAAGUUGCAGAAAGUAUCCAUGUUUAAAUUCAAUUCUGUAUCUUCUUUGGCAAUCCGGUGAUGUUGAGGUGAAUCCUGGGCCUGCAAAUUCCACUACAUACAGAAACUGGUUGUAUGAGAUUUGUUCAAUUGUCCGUAAAGCCAUAGCAGGAGUUCCAGCUGAAUGCAAGAUGAAUAACAUUUGGAAGAAGAAACCAGAAAGCUGGCCACAUGGGGAAUUAUAUUUCGACCCAAGAAAUAGCAAAGGACUGACUGUGAAUAAGAUUGAGGACUUCCUCAAAAUUCUUAUAAAUUGUUGUGAUGAUACUAGCAAAUUAUCACAAGAGAUCAAUACUGAGAUAGAUACAUGGAAUUAUCAGCAGAGUAAGGACAAUGAUGAACUGUUACAUUUGUGUAGAAUGAGGAAGUGUCUCAAGUCAAUAGAACAGGUCAACAGAAGCUUGAAAGUAUUACAAAGUCAUUUAUUAGCUGAUGAAGUUCUGAUAAUUGAAGUUGAUACCUGUAUACGAAUAUCAUUAUCUUAUCAACCAACUACAGAUCAGCAACUUAUCACACACACAAUAUAUAGAUCCGAAGCCACCCGAAAGAUAGCAACUUUUCUGUGGAAAAUCUUACAUGGAAAAGACCCAGAAAAAAAAUAUGACAAUAUCUGGACAAAAAAGCCAGAUUGGUGGCCAUUGAAUGUUAGCUUUUACGAUCCGAACAAUGGAGGUAAACGAUGUGCUGAGAACGAGGAUGCCAUGCUUGUUGAAACAAUAAUUACAAAGUGUAAAGAAAAUGAAAUAAAAUUACAGCAACCAUAUAAAGAUAUUGUCGAGGCUUGGCUAGACGAUGACCAAACGUUGCUGUCAAAACUUAUGUCAAGGCAUACAGCUACAUCUGACCUAAAAAAGGCAAUAAUGAAAUUGCACGAAGACAGAUGUCUGAAAGAUUCAGAGGUUGACAAACAGUUAAGAGAGCUGGGUCUUCAUGUUAAAUGUGAUGGAAGUAUUCAAAAUGCUAAGUCACAAAAAAGGAAGAUGGCGAAUACAGUGAAAAAACAUGAAACCAAAAGAGCAAAACAGAGUGACCAUGAAGAUGCAGUGGACACUACACUGAAGGAAUUAUUACCUGACUGUUCAAUUGGUCAACUGUUAGACAACCAAAGUGAUUCGUUUCUGCUGGACAAGAUAAGUCAGAACAUACCAGAUUUCCUGGGAGAUGUAGCUGACGAUAUACAAUUUCACUGGACAUAAACUGUCAAAAAUACAAAGUAAUUUUGGCUGAAAGGUCCCUAAAUAUUUUGAUUUGGAAAACAGAUAUUGCUUAUAUAACAGUUUUAGUAAAAUGAAUACUUUGGAAUUGGUUAGGUUCACUUUUCAUGUAUCAUUUCAGUAGUAUUCUACUUUCAAAUAUAUGAAUGCUAUAUUAAUGCAAAACAAUAUGACAGGAUGGACAUCACAAACAUUAAAACCUGCAUUUAGAUAUUUUUUAUAGAAAUAUGCUACUAUAACAAAAAUCACAACUCAUUAAUUCCAAAUAACUGUUCAUUGUCGAAGCCCCACAUAUUGUUUUAUACAUAUGUAUGUGUGUAAUUGCGUUUUCAUAUUUUAUUUUUAAUGUAAAGUUCUGAACAACCUUAUUGGUCCACAUUUUUAAUAAACUUUUAUUUCAUGUCUUUUUCUAUCAUCCACAACAGUCCCAUUUAUAUGUAUAUAUGUAUAUAUAUAUUGUUUUAAUACGUAUUAUUAUUGACAAUAAAAGUUUUGUACAUAAA